This is a messenger RNA of Zea mays, 2160 nucleotides long. Its product is annotated as protein ASPARTIC PROTEASE IN GUARD CELL 2. The transcript has a single exon. Gene Ontology annotation, biological process: proteolysis. The record is from RefSeq and is a predicted model, not a curated record. Gene Ontology annotation, molecular function: aspartic-type endopeptidase activity. The coding region runs from base 409 to 1803 and encodes 464 amino acids. Lineage: Eukaryota; Viridiplantae; Streptophyta; Magnoliopsida; Poales; Poaceae.
GUCAUGCAAAGUGUGGAAAUACAAUUAGCAGAGCUCCUACACAUCUUAACUUGAUAGGCAUUAUUUGUUCAGUACUCAAUAAGUAUAUCUAAUAACAUGCUCUAGCUGAGAAAAUCAAACAAGUUAGUAGCAUGCAUGCAUGCAUGUAGGAACACAUCUAAGCUGCUUCACUUCUUUUGCACCAAACCACACACGCCAUUUGCUUCUGCCACUACUGCAUGCAGUGCAGGCACACUACAAUAACACUACAGCACAAGUGCAGCACUAGGUGCGAAUAGGAGUCCAAACUUGCAUGUGGACAAGCAAGAGAAUGCAUGCACACAUAGAUAAAAUCCCCCCCGCUCGGUUCCAAAACCAUACACUUCUCUGCAGGGCAAGCACGAAGCAGCUAGAGAAAAAGAACUAGCCAUGCCCACCAAGCCUCUCCUCGUCUUCGUUUUCUUCACGUCCAUGGCGGUCGUCUCCCAUGCAUCGUCCCUACGCUUCCAAUACAUCGACCGUCGUCACAACUUCACCGCCAAGCAGGCGAGCACCUCCUCCUCGUCGUCCCCGUCCUCUGCACACGGCAGCCGCGACCGCCGCCCUUCGUUCGCGCUAGUGCGCCGCGACGCAGUCACCGGCUCGACGUACCCCUCGCGUCGCCACGCGGUGCUCGACCUCGUGGCCCGCGACAAUGCGCGCGCCGAGUACCUCGCUAGUCGCCUGUCCCCCGCGGCGUACCAGCCGACGGGCUUCUCCGGCUCGGAGUCGAAGGUGGUGUCGGGCCUCGACGAGGGCAGCGGCGAGUACUUCGUCCGCGUCGGCAUCGGCUCGCCGCCCACGGAGCAGUACCUCGUGGUGGACUCCGGCAGCGACGUCAUCUGGGUGCAGUGCAAGCCGUGCCUGGAGUGCUACGCGCAGGCUGACCCGCUCUUCGACCCCGCCACGUCGGCGACCUUCUCCGCCGUGCCGUGCGGCUCGGCCGUCUGCCGGACGCUGCGUACCUCCGGGUGCGGCGACUCCGGUGGGUGCGACUACGAGGUGUCCUACGGGGACGGGUCCUACACCAAGGGCGCGCUCGCGCUGGAGACGCUCACGCUGGGCGGCACGGCGGUGGAGGGCGUCGCCAUUGGCUGCGGCCACCGCAACCGCGGCCUCUUCGUCGGGGCGGCGGGGCUGCUGGGCCUCGGCUGGGGCCCCAUGUCGCUGGUCGGGCAGCUCGGCGGCGCGGCCGGCGGCGCGUUCAGCUACUGCCUCGCGAGCCGCGGCGCCGGGUCGCUCGUGCUCGGUCGGAGCGAGGCGGUGCCGGAGGGCGCCGUGUGGGUGCCGCUCGUGCGGAACCCGCAGGCGCCGAGCUUCUACUACGUCGGCCUGUCCGGGAUCGGCGUCGGCGACGAGAGGCUGCCGCUGCAGGAGGACCUGUUCCAGCUGACGGAGGACGGCGCCGGCGGCGUGGUGAUGGACACGGGCACGGCAGUGACGCGGCUGCCGCAGGAGGCGUACGCGGCGCUGCGGGACGCGUUCGUGGCCGCAGUGGGCGCGCUCCCGCGAGCGCCGGGCGUGUCGCUGCUGGACACGUGCUACGACCUCAGCGGGUACACGAGCGUGCGCGUGCCCACCGUGUCCUUCUACUUCGACGGCGCCGCCACGCUGACGCUGCCGGCGAGGAACCUGCUGCUGGAGGUGGACGGCGGCAUAUAUUGCCUAGCUUUUGCGCCGUCGUCGUCGGGCCCGUCCAUCUUGGGAAACAUACAGCAGGAAGGGAUCCAGAUCACCGUCGACUCGGCCAACGGAUACAUUGGCUUUGGACCCACCACCUGCUAGAUCAAAUCUGUGUGUCUGCUGCCUAAAACAAAGCUAGCUUACUCGGUCGGGCGGGCGGGCGGACUCAUGCAUGCGUUGGGUUCUAAAUAGGCCAUACGGGAUGAGAGUAUAUAGAGUCCUUGUAGUACGUAAAUUUGAGGUAACAAAAGGUUGAAGAAGGCAGUGUGUGUGUCAGUCCAGCACCAUGAUGAAUGUUGUGCGCCUGCACUGAAACCGUGGGUGAUGGUCUCUGUACAGAUCGUAGCAUGAACAUUUUCACUUUGUGCAAGGCUGCGAUGAGAUGGGACGAACAUGUUCACUUGGCUUGUAAAAGGGGCCAAGGCUGCGACGCGAUGAACCUGUUUCACUUGCCUUUUC